UGAAUAGCUAAUACAUGUAAUCAUUAAAUUACAGAAGUUUAAUUUUAAGAGUUUACGUAGCAUGACAGUAAACAAUGCCAAAGGCGGGGAAAUCGGACCGUCUUUCCAAUGUCCGUGCCGAACAUUAUACGCCCGGACCUUCACCUGGGGCGGGGGGGAGGAUAGCAGUGAAUCGAGAAAGGGGAUAUACUCAAAGCUGCAGUGGGCAAAAGGAAAGAAACCUUUGAAUCCUUUUCUUUUUUCAUCUCAUAUAACAAGAUGGUAAAUACAACAACAAUAUGUACAUCACAAAAUCAUCAAUCAUCCAUUAGAAUCAAUCAAUUCACACAAUUUGGAAUUUUCGCAGUAGACAGCCUUUUUUUAUGCAUUUCAGUGAUCGUAAUGAUCAAUAUUGAUGAUUGAUGAUUCAUAAUUGAUGAUUGAUGAUUUUAGACAUUCCGCUGCCAGACCUGUUCUCAACGUUUACGCCGAGUGCGGUAAGACCGUUUCUGCUACCGUCCCUCUCCCCGCUGUCUUCAAGGCUCCCAUUCGUCCUGAUAUUGUCGGUUUCGUUCACACCAACAUGGCCAAGAACAAGCGUCAAGCUUACUCUGUUGCCAACAAUGCUGGUGAGCAAACCUCUGCUGAGUCUUGGGGUACCGGUCGUGCUGUUGCUCGUAUUCCUCGUGUUAACGGUUCCGGUACUCACCGUGCUGGUCAAGCUGCUUUCGGUAACAUGUGUCGUGGUGGUCGUAUGUUCGCUCCUACCAAGACCUGGAGAAAGUGGCAUGUCAAGACUAACCUUAACCAAAAGCGUUUCGCUACUGCUUCUGCUUUAGCUGCUUCUGCUCUCCCCUCUUUGGUUAUGGCUCGUGGUCAUCGUGUUGAAAAGAUUGAAGAGGUUCCUCUUGUUGUUGCCGACUCUGUUGAGAAGUUAACCAAGACUAAGGAAGCUGUUGCUCUCUUAAAGUCCAUCAACGCAUACUCUGAUGUUGUCAAGGUCUCCAACUCUCGUAAACUCCGUGCUGGUCAAGGUAAGCUCCGUAACCGUCGUCACAGACAACGUCGUGGUCCCCUUGUCAUCUACAACGAAGAUAACGGUCUUGUCAAGGCUUUCCGUAACUUGCCCGGUCUUGAGCUUGUCAACGUCCGUCGUCUUAACCUUUUGCAACUCGCUCCUGGUGGACAUUUAGGUCGUUUCAUCAUCUGGACCCAAUCUGCCAUUGCUCUUCUCGAUGAGCUCUAUGGUACUUAUGAGGCUCCCGCUACCUUGAAGAAGGACUAUGUCUUGCCUGCCCACAUCAUGACCAACCCUGAUGUUGCUCGUCUUAUUAACUCUGACGAAAUCCAAUCUGUUGUUCGUCCCGCUGGUAACAAGCAUCACAAGCGUCCUUUCACUCAAAAGAAGAACCCUCUUAAGAACCAAGGUGUUAUGAACCGUCUUAACCCUUAUGCCCAAGUCCUCCGUCGUGCCGAACUCGUCAAGUCCGAGAAGGCUGCCGCUGGUAAGGUUGCUAAGGUCCAAAAGAAGCGUGGUGUCUCCACUGCUGCUUCCAAGAAGUUCUUGGAUACUCUCCGUUCCGCUUAA
Molecule: messenger RNA, 1567 nt
Organism: Mucor mucedo
Lineage: Eukaryota; Fungi; Mucoromycota; Mucoromycetes; Mucorales; Mucoraceae
Product: ribosomal protein L4 domain-containing protein
Exons: 2
Coding region: 416-1567 (383 amino acids)
Biological process (GO): translation
Cellular component (GO): ribosome; cytosolic large ribosomal subunit
Molecular function (GO): structural constituent of ribosome; RNA binding
Source: RefSeq, a predicted model, not a curated record